Molecule: messenger RNA, 5003 nt
Organism: Callorhinus ursinus (northern fur seal)
Lineage: Eukaryota; Metazoa; Chordata; Mammalia; Carnivora; Otariidae
Gene: CLNK
Product: cytokine dependent hematopoietic cell linker
Biological process (GO): cell surface receptor protein tyrosine kinase signaling pathway; intracellular signal transduction
Source: RefSeq, a predicted model, not a curated record
GCAUUGAGAAUCAUUCACCCCACUGACUUACGGAUUACUGGCUCCCGGAGUUUUCUGCAAUGCUGCCACGGUGGCCCCUCACAGGAGACCAGCAUCUCAGCACGGGACCUUGUGCUCCUCCACGGCUCUUCAGGCUGAACUGAAGAUCCCUCUUAUUUGCGGGGUGCCAAGAACUAUGAACAGACAGGACAACAGAAGGGCAACAAAAGAAGGACCCAGUGAUCUGAACCAGAACCUCUGUCUGCCAAAAAAUAGGUCAUGGCCUCAAAUCAACAGCACCGCAGGCCAGUACCAGGCUAUCGACGAGCCUCUUCUCGAAUGUGAAAGGAACUUUGCUGUGGCAGCUCUGGAUGGAGCAAAAGACUACAGGGAUGGUGACUACGAAGACCCUGAGCUUCAUGUGGUAGAGGCGUGGAAAUCGAUACAAAUAUUACCAGCCAGGCCUAUAAAGGAAUCAGAAUAUGCAGACACACGCUGUUUCAAGGGUGUGAUGGACACUCCCCAUCCCUUAGACACCAAGACCUCUGUCCCCACAGAGCGCCAUCCCUGGCACACACAGAUGGGGCUGGAAAAAGUGGACAAACCCAUUUUCAAGGAUUCCAGAAGCCAACAUGUUAAAGGAGACAGACCCACAAAGGGAAACAAGACUCCUUUACCACCUCCUCGGCCACCUGUCACUCUUCCAAAGAAGUACCAGCCCUUGCCCCCCCGGCCGGAGAGCCGCCGGUCACCCCUCCCUCAGAGGAUCAGCUUCCCUGACGUCCAGAAAGGUCCCAGGCAGAUAAACUUAAAGGACUUAAGUGAGGUCCUUGGAACAGAGAGAGUUCCUCAUUACCAGAUGAAGCCUGAAUCAAUUCACCUGUCACAAAAUCAAAGCACUCCAGAGAUUCCUCUUGCCAUUGCCAGCUCGCCAUUCAUGACCAGGAACCACAGUGUACAAAACAGAGAUCAUAAAGAAAGCAUGCAGUUUCAUCCUCCUCAGAGAUGUCAGUCUCCAGCCCGCUUCAGCUCUCAGGAAAAUUUGCUUCACCAUAAAAACACAAGCUGGAGAAAACCUUUCCCUACGAGGUCUGAUGCAAAGGAUGUCCAGCAGAGUGACUGGUACAUCGGAGAACAAAGCCGCAAGGCAGUAGAAGAGGCAUUAAGGAAGGAGAACAAGGACGGCACUUUCUUGGUCCGAGACUGUUCCACGAAAUCCAGGGCAGAACCCUACGUGCUGGUGGUGUUUUAUGGGAACAAAGUCUACAAUGUGAAAAUCCGUUUCCUGGAGAAGAAUCAGCAGUUUGCCCUGGGGACAGGACUGAGGGGAGAUGAGAAGUUUAAUUCAGUGGAAGACAUCAUUGAACACUACAAGUAUUUCCCCAUCGUACUAAUUGAUGGGAAAGACAAAACCGGAAUCCACAGGGAGCAAUGCUACCUGACUCAGCCCCUCCCCCUCAGCAGGUGCUUCUCACCUUGGUAGUCGGGAGUUUUGUUUUCUCUGCAGUUCACUGGAUCCAAGACCUCUACCCACUUUUCAUUUAUUUCAAAAGACGAUUUUUCUGUGGCUUCGGGGGAUCACUUCUUUGACUUCGGAGAAAAGGAAAACAUUCUAUAAUGGAAAUUGGAAAAUCGAUCUCGGUUUUGAAAGUUCAAACCACAGAAGAAAUAUUGAUAAGAAGCAAAAAUAAAAGCAGGCUUUUAAAAAAUAUCUUCUAAAGAGAAAACCAUAAACGUGGUCGCCAUGCUUCCAGGUGAGAAAUAAAGGUGAGGAGAAGCUUUGCUUAGAUGUUUGCAGCUAGCACGGGACAAAUCUAUGUGAGACUCCCGAAUCUAUGCUCUUUAUAGGACCUGGUUCUGCCUUUAUUUCAGAAGCGGUAGGACCUUGUGAAGGUACAAUGUUUUUGAGAUUCCUUAUGCUGAAGACGUUGGUGAAUGUAAGCUCUAUUUUAUUUGUAAUCCUGGAAACUCAACUGUAGAGAAGGAAUGUAGCAGAAAAGGAGAGUGUUUGCAAAUAUCACCCGUAAGACAGAAAUCAAAACGCUUUUACUCCAGGGGUGAAAGGGCCAUGGGCCCAGUCUCCAGGACUCUGUUUGGAGUGGCUUUAAGACAAACGGAAUUAGCAGAUUCGUAGUAAGGGAGUAAGCCUAAGUCUGAGAGAAAGUAAUUUUUUUUUUAAUUCCAAUUAUGGACUUCCCUUCAAAGGAAGAGAAGUGUCCUCAGAUUAGUGCUACUUUGAAGGAACAUUGCACGCCCCCUGAUACUGUCCCCUCCUAAAGCUAAGAGGAUAUUAUUUUAUUACUAUUUUACAAUACAAAUGAGGAAUAAGAGGCUCAAAGAGGUUACUGGUCUCACUCGAUGUAAGAAGGGAGCCCCCAUCUUUACGCAUUUUGCCUGGCUCCAUCCAAGCACACCUUCCCAGGUACAUUUCCCUGUGGAAUUUUACCAUCAGGUUGAAAAGCUGAAUUAAAGAGAGAGACACCAUUUGAAAACAGAUUUCCCCGCAUUGAAAAAUAUAAAUAAAUAAACUCUUUAGUGGAGUACGUUUAAAAAAAAAGAGAGAGAGAGAGAGUUCUGGUUGAAAUCAAUCUACAAAGUGACUUCAAAUAUUACCAAAGUCUAUACAUGAAAUUUAUGGAAUAUUUACGCAAGAGUAGCUUUAAGGCAGAAGUAAAAUCAAAACAGAUUUAGAAGGGGAGAGAUGACAAUGGGAACCUUGCUCAGGAUUAUCUCAUCUAAAAUAGCAGCCACGGACUGCUCUGAGAGGAACUCUGAGAGUCUACCUACCAACCGGAAAACCGUCCAGGCUCAGCUUUCUCAAGAUCAGUGGGAAAUUAUGCCUCUAAGUCAGGUCAGGAGCCUUUGAUGAAGAAGCUCUUUGUCAGUGAGAGCUCCAGAUACCCCACUGAGCCUCCCUUCCAGUGCACCUGCACGGGGUAACAUAGGGACCAAGAGGUGAGCGUGUCCAAACUGCGGCUUGGCUACUAAGGAGCGUACUGCUCAGAGCUGAAGGCAGUAUGGUUGCUGGUCACUCUCGGCUGGACUUGGGCAGACCCAGGCCGGUGUGGAAAAAGACCGCAGAGGCCCCAGCUCUAGCGCAGGAAGAAUCUGAGCCUCCCUCUACAAAGCUAUUGGGAGAUGCCUGGGACCUCUGAUUCACUUGUUCCCACCAUUCAACACUGUGUGCUCAAGAAAUGUCUGAGUCUCCUCAAGCACUAGCGUUGUUAAAACGGAUGAGCAUCAGCUGGUGGCUGGCAUUUAUGAGGCUUAUGUUUUUCAAAAUGUUUUAUUCAUAAAUGCCUGAUAUGAUGGGGAGAGGAAAAGGAGGCAGAAAUCAACCAUCUUAAAAUAAAAAGCCCACCAUGCUUAUCCAUAAUGAAAAUCUCUGGAAAGAUAAAAUUCAAAAUAUUGACGGGGUUGUUUUUUAGAUGAUUAGGGUUUGAGGGACCAUGUUAGCUGGGUCUUCUGGAACUCAAAUGCCCAAGACAGGAGUUAGAAGUGCAAACAUUUGUUACAGGUAAUGCCUGAGAAAGAUAAGGGGUGAAGGGAAGCAAUAAGACUAGGCAGGGAGAGCCUUUGGGCUGUGACGUGGUCCCCUAUGAGAGGAGAGACAGAAGGAGGGAGAUGGGGGUAAGAAAAGCAUCCAGCUGAGAUGCAGCUCUGGGAGACUCCUGGCCAGCUCGCUGGUAUGAUCCAGAGCAAAGAUUGCUCAUAGAGGACAGAGUCCCAUGUGAGGCAGAAGUGACUAGGUCUUCGUACACACAACACCAUGUAAGUCAUUCCCAGAGACCGCCCAGGGAAAACAACCUUCAGAUGCUGGGGGAGAUCCAGAAGCUGCUGCAGAGGAAGGCUGUCAGAUAACCCACUCAUCAGCAAGUUCCUCUUUCAAGGGAGAGCCAAGUGGCCCACCACCAUGCCCGCCACAGAGACUCUUGUUUUCAGUGUUGAUUGUAAUAAGGACAUACUGCUUAUAAGUAUUACUGAAGAAUAAGGAUAUACAUACACAUAACUGUACUUGAUUGUACAACUGUACAAUAUAUAUACAUAUACAUAAUUGUACCUGAUUCUCACAACAGUUCUGUAAAAAGGCAGGACAGGUCUUCUGAACCCACUGUAUGACUGAGGACACUGUGUCUCCUUGGCCCAAAUCCUAUGAUGACACAGUCAUGGCUGAACCAACGUCUUCAGACACAAUUCUAUUCAGUGUCUAGCUGCUUAUUGGAUCUGUAAUUGAAAAAGUUCAGUGACUUGGGUUUGGCUUGCCCAAAUUCCAAAGGGCUUAAUCCCUCUUCAACUAGUAUUUCAUUUUCAGUGUAAAAGUGUCACUUGAUCCCUAGCCGCCAGAGUAGUGAAAUCUUAGCUUUAUCUGAUUAUAGCAUCUAUGCCUUCAAUACAUUUCUUGUUGACUAAAUAACUAUCAUUCUGGAUCAAUUUAUAUCUUCCUCAUCUUUAAUAAUACCUUGCUAUGAGCACUUGCUUCUAUAUGCAAAUGCAUUCAUUGCUAGGCACUCUUGAGGACGUUGGAAUUACAGUGAUGAAUUAAGUGGGAGAAACAGACCAUUAAAAAGCACCCAAUAAAUAAGAUAAUCUACUUUAUCACUGAGUGCUUGUCAGUGAGGUCAAUAUUAGACAUUUUGAUGAAGCUUAUUUGAGAUGGUUUUUAAAAGCUCUGUACCAGAAAAUUUUUAAUUUUUCCAAAUUUACUUAAUGGAAAAUUCCCUCACUUGGGUAUAUGUGUGGGCGAGAGGAUGCGGGUGUGUGGGUGUGUUUGACACAUUGUAGCUGAAAUCAGUUAAAUUUUCUGUGCUAAUGACCAGAAAGGAACCAAAUUUUAUCCCAUUUUCAAACUUAGCCCAUUGCCAUGUAUAUGUACACAUAAACACAUUUUUUUAAGAUGGUCUGUAUCAUAGAAGACUAGCAUAUUUGUGCAUCCAUUUUUGUAUACUAAUGUUUGUUCUAACUAACAUUCACUUUCUUUUGAACAUUCAUGAUUUAUAGCUGUGCUAAAAAAAUGAAAUCAAAUA